Molecule: messenger RNA, 252 nt
Organism: Protopolystoma xenopodis
Lineage: Eukaryota; Metazoa; Platyhelminthes; Monogenea; Polystomatidea; Polystomatidae
Source: the annotation of a GenBank genome assembly
AUGUCUGCAGGUGUGAAAAUAGGCAACCGUCUGCUGCCCAAGGAUCGUUGGGAAUCAAAGAAAAUGAACUGUCAAAAAUCCUACCCAACACUGCAAGUGUUGUGCACGACCCUCUCUGAGGGCGAACUCAAGCCCGAGACCAGCUUAAGUCCUCAGCACGUCUUUUCCCAUCUCUUCAUCGGAUUCGCCGCCAUAUUUCCUUCUGAUAAGCCUAAAUUGGUAUCACUAGCUCCAUACCGUGACAUACCAUGA